Messenger RNA from Aspergillus neoniger CBS 115656, 339 nucleotides. RefSeq lists its product as uncharacterized. The transcript has a single exon. NCBI's taxonomy places the organism in Eukaryota, Fungi, Ascomycota, Eurotiomycetes, Eurotiales, Aspergillaceae. Bases 90 to 287 code for a protein of 65 amino acids. The record is from RefSeq and is a predicted model, not a curated record.
GUCUCGAUCCUUUAUGAUAUGAUACACGACACGGCGAGUACUAGUCGAACUAAAUAUACUUACAAAGUUGAUGAGUCCGGCGGGUGUGGAUGGCUCAAGGAUGCCAGGUCAUUAUAUUAUUGCCAUCGGCAUUUAGUUCUCUCUGGUUCUCAUCUGUGCCCAGACCAGAUGUCUCUCCUUUCGUUCAUGAUCUAGGUUGGGAAGGGAAAGAGUGGUCGUCGGGAUACAUACAACCGGCGCAAGGCGCAGCGGAUUGUCAAGUUUCCAUAAUCGACGUCCUGUGCUGAAGGGUUCUCGGUGGUGUGUUUUGUCUUCUGUCCUUUGAUUCUUUUACAUGUG